AUGAGAGUCACCUGGGAGAGGGAGCUAGCUGCCCAAGACGUGGCGGGCUCUUACUCCGCCUGGAGUCACACUUAUUUUAGAAGCAACUCCAGCUACUCCAGCUACUCCUUUGAGGGCUACUAUUCUAAAGACACGGAGAUAAAAAUUAAGGAUUGGGCCCUACCCUGGGCAAUUCUGGUGGAACCAAGACAUAAAACGCUGUCACGUGAUACAGUUAAGUCCUCUGGAAGCCCAGAGGGAAGGUCAGAGCCGCCUUUGCUGGGGGAGGUGAACUCUGGCUGGAGUCGAAGCUGAAGCCUGGGUUAAACAGAAUGAAGAAAAGGCGGUAUGGACAUGUGAGAUGCAGAAGCAAGGCCACGUGCGGCUGGAGGUGUGGCAAGGACACAGGAAGGAGAGCCUCCUCCAUGGAUGGGAAGGCAGAUGUGAAGUCUCUCAUGGCGAAGUUUAACAGCGGGGGCAACCCCACGGAGGAAGCCUUGGUCAAUAGCCGGCCCUUCAAGGUCACGGGCCAAAACUCCCCUUCAGGAAUACAGGCCAAAAAGAACUUGUUCAACAGCCAAGGAAAUGCCAGCCCUCCCGCAGGACCCGGCAACGUGCCCAGGUUCGGGUCCCCAAAGCCACCUGUGGGGGUGAAACCUUCUUCUGAGGAAAAGCCUGACAAGGAGCCCAAACCCCCGUUUCUAAAGCCGACUGGAGCCAACCCACGGUUUGGAGCACAGGCUAACCCGGCCACCAGAGACCCCGAGGCGAAAGCGGGAUUUCCGAAACCUGCAGGCCCCAAGACCUUCAACCUGCCCAAAGAGGAUUCCAAACCUGCGUUUCCCCGGCCUCCUGGGAACAAGCCUGCGCUUCACAGUGCAAACCAGGACCCUGACCUAAAGCCUCUGGGUCCCAAGCCCGGGUCUCAUCCUCCAGCCCAGGAAAAUGAACCGAAGCCAGCGUUCCCAAGGCUGCCCGGGGCUAAAGGCAAGUUUGUGUCAGCCUCACCGGAGCAGGACCCCAAGCCCCUCUUCCCUAAACCCGCCUUUGGCCAGAAGCCAUCCCCUUGUGCCCAGGACCCCCAGGAAGAUGAGAGCCCUUCUAAGACGGCGGCUCCACAGAAAGGCCUCCCGGCCCCCCCGGGACCCAAGGCCAGGUCUGGUCCUUUGAAACCUGCCAGGGAAGAUCCAGAGAAUAAAGAGCAGGGAAGCGAGACCUCAAGUUCUCCUUUUUCUGGGGUCGUUCUGAAACCUGCCGCGAGCAGAGGCACCCCAGGCCUCCCCAAACCUGCUGAAGAGAAAAGAGACGAGAGGAAGAUGGAUGCUGCCAAGAACGUCUUCCUGAGCAAGAUGAAUCAGGAGGAGCCGGCCCCUGGGGUUCCUCCUGCCAAGUUCCCUAAGACACCUUCCAAGCCGACGAUGACAGGGACCUGGGGCCAAGGUCAAGAAAAGGAAAAGGGGGACAAGAGCUCAGCCACCCCCAAGCAGAAGCCCCUGCCACCCCUGUUUACCCUGGGUCCCCCUCCGCAGAAGCCCAGCAGACCCCCGCAUGUUGACCUAUCGAAGUUCCGAAAAGCCACUUCUGGAAACAGUACCAGCAAAGGCCCAACAUCUUACUCAACAACUUCCCUACCACCACCUCCACCAUCCCAUCUGGCCAGCCAACCGCCACUGCCAGCCUCUCACCCAACACAAUCGUCAGUCCCAAGUCUACCUCCCAGGAACAUUAAACCUCCUUUAGAUCUCAAAAGCCCUGUAAAUGAAGAAAACCAUAAUAGUGUCAUGCACUCCGAUGGUACUGGAAAUCUCGAUGAGGAGCAAGAGAGUGAAGGAGAAACAUAUGAAGACAUAGAAGCAUCCAAAGAAAAAGAGAAGAAAAGAGAAAAAGAGGAAAAGAAGAGAUUAGAGCUGGAGAAAAAAGAACAAAAAGAGAGAGAAAAGAAAGAACAAGAAAUAAAGAAGAAAUUUAAACUCACGGGCCCUAUUCAAGUCAUCCAUCAAGCAAAAGCUUGCUGUGAUGUCAAAGGAGGGAAAAAUGAACUGAGUGUCAAGCAAGGAGAGCAAAUUGAAAUAAUCCGCAUCACAGACAACCCUGAAGGGAAAUGGCUGGGCCGAACAGCCAAGGGGUCCUACGGCUAUAUUAAAACAACGGCGGUAGAGAUUGACUAUGAUUCCUUGAAACGGAAAAAAACCUCUCUUGGUGCCCUUUCAUCAAGACCUGUUGAAGAUGACCAGGAAGUAUAUGAUGAUGUCGCAGAGCAAGAAAAUGUUAGCAGCCACAGCCAGAGUGGAAGUGGAGGGAUGUUCCCACCUCCCCCAGAUGAUGAUAUUUAUGAUGGGAUUGAAGAGGAGGAAGUUGCUGACAGCUCCACGCCACAGGUUGAAGAGAAGAGUAACACGUGGUCCUGGGGGAUUUUGAAGAUGAUAAAGGGAAAAGAUGACAGAAAGAAAAGUAUACGAGAGAAACCUAAAGACUCUGAGUCAGACAAUAAUGAAGGUUCAUCUUUCCCUUCUCCUCCGAAACAAGUGGACACGGGAGAGGAAGUUUAUGAUGACGUGGAUGCCUCUGAUUUCCCUCCUCCACCAGCAGAGUUGAGUCAAGGAUCCAAGGCCAGGACAGAAGAAAAAGACCCCAAGAAGCUAAAAAAGCAAGAGAAAGAAGAAAAAGACUUCAGGAAAAAAUUUAAAUAUGAUGGUGAAAUUAGAGUCCUCUAUUCGACCAAAGUUGCACCCUCCAUAGCUUCUAAAAAGUGGGGGAACAGAGAUCUACAGGUAAAGCCUGGAGAUUCCCUGGAAGUUAUACAAAACACAGAUGAUACAAAAGUUCUCUGCAGGAACGAAGAUGGAAAAUAUGGUUAUGUCCUUCGAAGUUACUUGGUGGACAAUGAUGGAGAGAUUUAUGAUGAUAUUGCUGAUGGUUGUAUCUACGACAAUGACUAGCUCUGAGCUUUGGUCAUUCUGCGAUGUUCAUUUGAUGUCAAUGUGAACUCUGGGUUUUAGUUGACAUGUUAGCACAGACAAGGUAGCACAUAAAAUUAAUGCUCAAGACUACUUAUUGCCGUUUGUUAUAAAAUUCUUAUAAAGUAAUUAUAAGUUUUGAAAUUUGGGACUUAGAAAAUGAUUUCUUUACAUACAUUUUGGAAGACUACAUCAAUGAGAUAUAAAAAUUAUUAAAUACCCACUUCUGCCUUAGCUGCAGUUAUCAAGGCACUUCUUUUAGACUACCAAUAGACAAUGCUCCCUUCCUAAAAAAAAAAAAAAAAAAAAUCAUUUGAGAAAAAAUGACUGUGUUGUUUAAAGAAAUGUAAAGAAGAACAGCAAAGGAAUAUAAGGAAGGAAACUUUUAAACUUUCCAUAAGGAGAGAACUAUUAUUUGUACUUCUAAUUAUGAUUGUAUCUUAGAUUCACUAUUCAAACUCUGUGUCUGUUAAAAGGCAGUACUGCCUCCUCUCUUACUAGUGGGUUAAAUGUUUUCAAAAUUAUAAUAGUAGCAGAAUGUUUGUAUAAAGUUUGUCCCUGUUUGUUAAUUGUGAAUAUAUUUUAAUUAUUUGUUGAGAAUGGGCACAAAAAGUAUGCAUACCUAAGAUUAAAACUGUAGAAGAGUCUAAAACGUUUUCUUUUUGCAGAUAUAAUUUUGUAUUCUGUUUAAAGUACUGAUGUAACUAGAGUAGAUAUGAAUGAAGACUACCCUAAAAUGGUGAAGAAUGAAGUUUGAAAUUAACUAGCCUUUUAUGGCACCUCUUUACUGUGAAGUUUUUUAUUUUUCAAUUACUUCUAUGAAAGAAAAAAAAUUUUAACCACUUUAGUGAAAAGUUGGCCAGCAGAGGGAGUACAAAUUAAUAAACUUAGCAUUUGGGAUAGGGUAUUUCCCUAUUGGUACAUUCUUAUUCCCAAAGCAACCCCCAAACAAAAUAUGAAGCAUUUGGGUUACAAAUCCUAAGAACACUAAACACCAUGAUUCAAGAUGCAAAGACCUAACACUGAAGAAAAUAGCAUAUUAGGAAAUUUCUUUCACAAGUUCCAAAAUACAAAUUGAGCAAAUCCUAAUGCUGGCUCUGCUAUUAAUAAACCAUGAUGCAAUAUUGGGCAAAUCAUUCA
Messenger RNA from Sus scrofa (pig), 4076 nucleotides. RefSeq names its product FYN binding protein 1 (gene FYB1). Gene Ontology annotation, molecular function: lipid binding; protein binding. Lineage: Eukaryota; Metazoa; Chordata; Mammalia; Artiodactyla; Suidae. The record is from RefSeq and is a predicted model, not a curated record. Gene Ontology annotation, biological process: protein localization to plasma membrane; T cell receptor signaling pathway; integrin-mediated signaling pathway. Gene Ontology annotation, cellular component: plasma membrane.